AUGCCUUCCACCAUUGAUAAUCCAGUCGACAAGGAAGAAAUUGUUGUCGUGAAGAUAGAAACACCUACAGAAGUCUACCAUGGAACAUUUACUUUCGCCAGAGCAGUUCUCUUGAAAUGCAUCGGCUACAUCGUUAGUCUAUUGAAAAGUUUGGGUCGCCUCUGGAUGGAGCAUUACCCGCAAAUAGUUGGGGGAAUCAUGCUCCCAUCCCCAAUUAAGUUUAUUAUCGUCGGUUUAGCUGCCUUCGCUGAAAUGAAAUCGCAAGGCUCUGAAUUUCCUUUCAAAACCCACCCUCUAACUAUGAAUGUCGCCAUUGCGGGUCUACUCUUUUAUGGUUUGGCUUCAGCAGCCCAGCAUUUCAUUUCUGCCUGCACACGUCUUGGUCCUGCUUCCGUCUAUGCCAUUGUUGCUCACUCGGGAAGGAUUGGUUGUUUGUGCAUUUUGGUAGCAUCUGUCGCAUCAUUGUUCUAUCUUUGA
Messenger RNA from Lactuca virosa, 477 nucleotides. NCBI's taxonomy places the organism in Eukaryota, Viridiplantae, Streptophyta, Magnoliopsida, Asterales, Asteraceae. The record is from the annotation of a GenBank genome assembly.